AUGCGCUCACCUAUCGCUUUCUGCCUCGCCCUCCUGGGCGCUGCUCAGCUUGGAGACGCUGCCUCAGCUGGCUGUGGCAAGGCUCCUCAGUCCAGCGGCACCAAGUCCAUGCAGGUCAACGGCAAGAACCGCCAGUACAUCCUCCAGCUUCCCAACAACUACCAGAACAACAAGCCCCACCGCCUUGUUUUCGGCUACCACUGGCGUGAUGGCAACAUGAACAACGUUGCCCAGGGUGGCUUCUACGGCCUCAAGGGUCUUUCUGGCGACUCUACCAUCUUCAUUGCCCCCAACGGUCUCAACGCUGGUUGGGCCAACAACGGUGGCGAGGAUAUCACUUUCACCGACCAGAUGCUCAAGUUCGCCAAGGACAACCUUUGCAUCGACGAGAAGCAAGUCUUUGCUACCGGUUGGAGUUACGGUGGUUCCAUGAGCCACAGCGUCGCUUGCUCGCGACCCAAUGACUUCGCUGCUGUCGCAGUCAUCUCCGGUGCUCAGCUCUCCGGCUGCAACGGAGGCAACUCUCCCGUCGCCUACCUCGGCAUCCACGGUUCUGCCGACAACGUUCUCGGAAUCAACCUCGGCCGCCAGCUCCGCGACAAGUGGAUUGGUACCGAUGGCUGCCAGCAGAAGAACGUCAACGACCCCGGCCCAGGUGCUCGAAACCACGUCAAGACUACCUACCAGUGCAGCCGCAAGCCCGUUACCUGGAUUGCUCACGGUGGUGGCCACGUUCCCGACCCUACUGGUACCAACGGUGUCAAGUUCGCUCCCGGUGAGACCUGGUCAUUCUUCAACGCUGCCGUUGGAGGUGGUCGCAGCACUGGACGUCGCUCCUAG
Messenger RNA from Fusarium pseudograminearum CS3096, 840 nucleotides. RefSeq lists its product as uncharacterized. Gene Ontology annotation, biological process: proteolysis. Gene Ontology annotation, molecular function: feruloyl esterase activity; serine-type peptidase activity. Bases 1 to 840 code for a protein of 279 amino acids. The transcript is spliced from 2 exons. The record is from RefSeq and is a predicted model, not a curated record. NCBI's taxonomy places the organism in Eukaryota, Fungi, Ascomycota, Sordariomycetes, Hypocreales, Nectriaceae.